Sinocyclocheilus grahami is the source of this 2110-nucleotide messenger RNA. Its product is annotated as tetratricopeptide repeat protein 38. Lineage: Eukaryota; Metazoa; Chordata; Actinopteri; Cypriniformes; Cyprinidae. The transcript has 14 exons. Bases 53 to 1453 code for a protein of 466 amino acids. The record is from RefSeq and is a predicted model, not a curated record. Gene Ontology annotation, molecular function: protein binding.
UGAAGUUCACGAGUCUGUCUGUCAUCGCUGAAGGAAACCUCUGGCUGUGAGAAUGAACGUGUCGAGUUUCAGAGACUGCAAGGCAUGGAAAUCAGAAGGUCUGCCCCUGUCCACCAGCAGUAAUGAGGCCUGUAAACUAUACGAUGCUAUACUGUCUCAGUAUGUGUCCUGGCGUAAUAAUGAGACACUGGGAGGAAUAGAAGGCUGUGUUACAGCCGUCAAAGCUGCAGACCCGGACUUUGUGAUGGGUCAUGUGAUCUCUACUGGGCUGGAGUUGGUAGGAACAGGAAGUUCAGUCCUGCGGGACGAGAGAUUGGCCAGCGCUGUGAGGAGGACUGUGGAGUUGGCCGACACUCAGGAGCUCACGUCUAGAGAGAGGAACCAUGUGAAAGCCGUGGAGCUCUUCUCUAAAGGAGCCCUGCACAAGGCCUGUGGGGUUUGGGAGGGUGUUUUGGUGGAUCACCCCACAGACAUGCUGGCACUGAAGUUUGCACAUGAUGGAUUUUUCUACCUGGGUGAACAGACUGAGAUGAGGGACUCGGUGGCCAGGGUUCUGCCCCACUGGAAACCGCAUAUGCCGUUCUACAGUUAUCUUAAAGGGAUGUAUUCCUUUGGGCUUCUUGAGACUCAUUUGUAUGAUGAAGCUGAAAAAAUGGCAAAAGAGGCCCUGGCUCUGACCCCUGAGGACGGAUGGAGUGUCCACUCUGUGGCUCAUGUCCAUGAGAUGAAGGCAGAGAUGGACAAGGGACUGGAGUUCAUGGCCUCUACAGAGAAAGACUGGAUGGUGUGUGACAUGCUGGCAUGUCAUAAUUACUGGCACUGGGCUCUAUAUCACAUUGAAAAGGGUAAUUAUGAAGCAGCUUUGAAGAUUUUUGAUGAGCAGGUUUCUCGGCGCAGUGUGAAGUCUGGAGCCAUGCUGGACGUCGUAGACUCUUGUUCAUUGCUCUACAGACUAGAGAUGGAGGGUGUGAGCGUGAAGGACCGCUACCGAGAGCUGCUGCAGGUGACCCAGCCACAUACAGAAGACCACACGUUACUUUUUAAUGACCUGCACUUCCUCAUGGCUUCCCUGGGUAGCAAGGAGACCGCCACCACUCAGCGCCUGCUGGAGAGUCUCCAGGAACUAGCUAAAGACCCAGCGGAGAACCAUCAGCUCCAGAUAGCCGAGCGUGUGGGGCUGCCCAUGUGUCAGGCUCUGCUGGAGUAUGACCAGGGAAACUACAGCCAGGCCGUGGAGCUGCUCAAACCCAUCAAAGACCGCUUUGUAGAGAUAGGGGGCAGUGACGCACAGAGAGAUGUUUUCAGUCAGCUCCUUAUUCAUGCUGCCAUGAAGUCUGGAGACAAAGAACACCAACAAUUUGCCAGAUGCAUGCUGAUCGAGAGAGACGCAGUGCGGCCAAACUCCCUGCUCACAGACCGUCUGAUCCAGAGAGCCCACUCCUUACAUGUUUAAAUUCAGACCCCAUUCCCUUCACGGUUAACCGCCUGUUCUCUGUUGGUUUAAUUACGAGCUGCUUUCCUAACACAUUUAACUAGACAUCAGAUCAGAGAGCCUGAGUACAGCCUAAGAGUUUGUGCUGAGCAAAGUCUUGUGUUUAAUGGGUUCACUCCUCCAGCAGUGUUAAACUGUUAGUCUGGUCUCUUCCUCCUACAUCGCAAGACAUAAAUGAAAUUGAAUGUCUUUGAAAAUAUUUUCAUUUUGCAUUACGUGUUAAUCAAGUCCGAACAGUAGUCAUGCAACAAAUGACCGUGAUUAUUCAGUGCUGUAUGCAUUAAAAAUAAACUUGCAACUAUGCCUCCAGACUUUUGAAUUUGUAAUGAAGAAAUAAACAAACGCACAAGCUUUACAGACAAACUUUUUUUUUAUUAUUAAAUAGCAGAAAAAAUGUAAACCAAAAUGGCAAAUAAAUAAGACCUGGCUCCGAGGCAUAGUGAAAUGAAACCGAUAGGAAAUUGUGCUGGAAGUGUGAGAGCAGUCAGUGCAGAAUGAAAGCAUCACUCCCGAAUGUGAGAGAGUUUGGCGGCACUGCAGGUGAUUGUCUGCUGCUUCUACAUGACAGAUCUGAUCUCUUUCUGGAUCUCAGAAAUGAGGAUCUGAGACAGAACGAUG